AUGGACACCCUAAGCACAGCGCCAGACGAACCACGGACCGAUGAAAAGCCACUUACGGAAGAAGGGAAAGCGGCAGGGGUGAUCAAUACCGCCGCAGUUGGCCCGCAGAUACCGCAAAUGUCCCCUUCAGCAGAAAGAGUAAACGCGGUUGAGCAAAUUAAUGCAGCAGGAAUGGGGAGCCCAGAGGAAAAGGUUAGCUCGCCUGACAUGGCCUCCUUAGAUGGUCAUAUGGCUGUAUCAGGUAAUGUGGCUGUGUCAGGUAAUGUGGCUGUGUCAGGUAAUGUGGCUAUGCCAGGACAUACGGCUAUGCCAGAACAUACGGCCAUGCCAGGUCAUACGGCGCUGUCAGGUAAUGUGGCCAUGCCAAGUCAUAUGGCUGUGCCAGGUCAUAUGGCCAUGCCAAAUAAUAUGGCCAAUGGUCCUGCCCCUCAUAUGGGAAUCCCAACGGGGGUGACGAACAACUCUGCAGAAGUAUCAACCGCAAGCGAUGAAGGAAACCCAUCAGAACAAAUGACCAACGUAAUGGGUAGCGCCACAGCAAGUCAAGUUCCAACCCCUGAAAAAACAGGAGAGGUAAACAUUCAAGCUGUCGAAAAAGUUAAUGAAAACCAAAACAACGAAGAUACAGAAAAUAUGAAACGAGAAAUAGAAAUGAUGAAUGAUAAAGUGAACACAAAAUAUAAUGAAGAGGUGUCCAAGGGAUUUCUUUCACCACCUGUAUUUCACUUAACAGAAAUUAUGCACAAUGAGAGAUGCUUCAAAAGAACAAAAGGGCACAUCACAGUUGAAAUAAAUGGAGACAUUUGCAUAUAUGGAGGAAUUGAACAGAAUAAAUGUGUUAACAAUUUUAUAAGGUAUGUUCCUGGUAUUAAUUUAUUUGAAAAAAUCAGAUUAAAUUCGGAGGACAUUACUCCUCGAGCAUUUCACUCGGGCAAUGUCAUUUCGCAGGAAAACAAAAAGAGCAUUAUUAUCUUUGGAGGAAUAAAUGAAAAAGAUGAAGUACUUGAUGAAACAUUUAACUUUGAUUUCCAAGCAAAGAAAUGGGAACGAGUAGAAAGCGUUACAAAACCAAGUGCUAGAUAUAAACACGCUUCCUUCAAUUUUAAUGACGCCGUAUUCGUUCAUGGUGGGCUAAAUGAGGACAAUGCUGUUUUGUCCGACAUGUGGUGCCUUUCUGGAGGCACUUGGAAGGAAAUUCAUCAGAUGGGUCAGAGUCCCGAAGCUAGAUAUGGACACAGUUUAAUCUUUACCUUGUAUGGAAAUGCAAAACUUGUUUUUCUCUUUGGAGGAAAUAGGAAGGGCUUCAGUGGGGCUCUAGCAGACACGUGGAUUUUUAACCUCAACACGUUUAGGUGGAAGGAAAUCACCAACGCGUCGGGGCCCAAGCCCUGCGCACGAUGGGCGCACUCCGCGCAACUCUUCGACAACGAGUGGAUGAUCGUAUACGGAGGAAUCACAAACGGGUGGAUCGAGAACUACGCUCUGUCCGACAUGUACGCACUGAACAUUUACACGUUCUCCUGGUUCGAAGUUGAUAUUAGCACCUCGAGAAGCUUCAACAGGGGGUACUACGGAUCGUUAUGUUUACUGCCUUAUAAGAAGUCCCUGCACAUUUUUGGUGGAUCGGACGAUUCAAGAGAAUACUCCGACGUUUUCAGCAUGUCCCCCUUAGUUACAUACGUGUCGUACAAAACAUUGACAGGAAAAUUCGAGCAGCUCAACACAAAAAUGAAAAACAUCAACGAAAAUUCAAAUGAAAAUAAUCAUGUCAAUUCAGCCGAAUUCGAAUUAAAAAUAGCUGAGCUGAAAGAGGAGGUGAACAACAUAAACAACAUGAUGAAGACCUUCGAGAUGAAGUUUUCCGCACUCGAAAAACUGAACGAGCAGUGCGAAAAGCUACUCUCCAAAAACGUGAACGCGGAAGCUUUGGAAAAAUUAGAACAGCGCAUUCGAAAGUUGGAAUCGUCCAACGUGUUGAUGAAGCAUGACAGCAUAUAG
Molecule: messenger RNA, 1998 nt
Organism: Plasmodium coatneyi
Lineage: Eukaryota; Apicomplexa; Aconoidasida; Haemosporida; Plasmodiidae
Exons: 4
Coding region: 1-1998 (665 amino acids)
Molecular function (GO): protein binding
Source: RefSeq, a predicted model, not a curated record